UCGUAUAUAAAUGAUCUCUGCGAAACGUCUCCCUUUUAUAACCUCAAAAAUGCGCGAGAUGCAUCAAACUCCAAUGGUGAAGUGAGCUUUUUCUAAUCAUUAAUUAGUGUUAAAGUGAACGGAUUACCACAAUGCCAUCGAAAAAGAGAAAAUACAACGCCCGGUUUCCCGCCGGGCGAAUAAAGAAGAUAAUGCAGACUGACGAGGAGGUCGGGAAAGUGGCCCAGGCCGUGCCAAUCAUAAUUUCUCGGACACUGGAGCUAUUUGUGGAGUCCCUCCUCAGCAAAGCCCUACAAGUGACGACCGCGAGGAACGCCAAAACCCUCAGCCCUUCACACGUCAAGCAGUGCAUCUUAGCUGAAUCUCGCUUCGACUUCCUUAAGGACUUGGUCGCAAACAUACCAGAUGUGUCGGCGGCAGAAGAGAAAGAAAUGAUGAGCGCCGAAGACUCCCCAAAUUCAUCUAGAUUUUCAGAUUCAGCUCCCCGCCGACUAGCCAGAGAAGACUCCAAUAGCUCCAGCAGCAGCGAAGUCCGACCUCGGACCCAAAGAGAGAUGCCUCGCAGCAUCUCCUUAGACCCCGAAAUACAUAGGCACAGGCACGAGCCCACCUCCACCAUAGUCUCAACAGACACAGUCAUGGAUUUAUCCAAAAAGUCAACAGAACCAAAGGUCCGUGCAAAUUUUUAUCAAGAAACGCUGCCUGAUGAGGUCCAGCAAACUAGUGUCAUAACCCCUAACCCGACUUACGCUCAACCAUCCACCUCAAACUUCGUCCCUAAAGACGUGCCAAAGCCAACGAAAUUCUACGUAGAUGUACCAAUUCAGAACAACAAUACGCCUGUGACGCCUAUAUUAAAUAUAGACUUUUCUAAAAGCUUAGCCGCCCCUGAGAUAAAAGUUUUAAGCCCUCUAGAAAAACCGAGAUUACAAAGGCAGAAUUCGAAACAGCAUAAGGAGGUUAAGAAAUUUAAGCCGCCCAUACCGCAUAUUGAUAUAGAUUUGACUGGAAAUCUACAGAUCGACGAAGACUAUGAUACCUGAAUAAGUUUGUAAGUUUUGUUUUUGUAUUUUGUAAGUGAUGUUUGUUAUGCGAUGAGGUUUUUUUUAACGAAACAUUUUAUUGUGGCGCUUUUGUAAAUAUAAAGUUACUGUAAGACUUACUGCUUUCAAAACAUAAUUAUUAUGGCGGCAGAAAUCACGGGCUUAUUUUGUUGUUCAAUACUUAAAUUAAAAAAUAUCCAAUAAUAAACCUAAAUGGCUUAAUAAUUAAUUUAAAAUAGAAGACUCCUGUGAGAUUCUGACAUAAUUAUUAUUGUCUUUAUGGCAUCUCAUCGCGCUGCUGAAGAAUGGCGCAUGAAGGUCCUCCAAACGGAUCGAAACAAUGUGAGUGACCGUUCAUAUAAUAUCAAUUUUAUUUAUAUGGUAUUAAAGAUUAUGAAUAUUUAUGUUGUCUGUCUAUAAAAAACCUCAUUGGCUAACAUGUAGAUAUAAUUAUGUUAUACUGUGUUGUUUACCAUUGUGUGUGGUAUGUUUUAGUCGCUACAUCGAUAUUAAACCGUUCUGAAAUUCUCAAUCUUGUCGCCUAAUCAAUAAGGUUGAAAAUUAAGGUUGAAAACAAAAAAAGCAAUAUUGUCACAGUCACCCGUUUUGAUUUGAUGUGUCGUAUAUUGAGUUAUAAACGAGUCAUGAUAGUUUUUUAAUUCGGCUGUUUUCUUUUUUCGAAAGCGCGAUUAAAGAAUUAACCAUUUAGAACAUAGCGCCAUCUAUCGUUACCAGAGUAUCUAGCUUUCCUAUUUCUACACUAGAUGUCACUAUGAGUCACAUUGAUGACGUCGCUACUCACGCGAAUUUGAAACAGGAAACAGUUGAUUUUAGUCCUUGACUCUCGCAGCUAAAUGAGAUGCAUAGACUAGGAGUCCUCUAGACCGAGUUUAGAGCAAUUAUUUCAUGCAACCGAUGAUGCCAAAAAUGCGGGGGUGCGCGGGACGAGGUGAGCGAAG
Cydia fagiglandana is the source of this 2002-nucleotide messenger RNA. It is a transcript of the gene NC2alpha, whose product is annotated as dr1-associated corepressor homolog. Gene Ontology annotation, molecular function: core promoter sequence-specific DNA binding; RNA polymerase II general transcription initiation factor activity; protein heterodimerization activity. The transcript is spliced from 5 exons. Bases 132 to 1043 code for a protein of 303 amino acids. The record is from RefSeq and is a predicted model, not a curated record. Gene Ontology annotation, cellular component: nucleus; negative cofactor 2 complex. Gene Ontology annotation, biological process: transcription by RNA polymerase II. Lineage: Eukaryota; Metazoa; Arthropoda; Insecta; Lepidoptera; Tortricidae.